This is a messenger RNA of Xiphias gladius (swordfish), 3418 nucleotides long. RefSeq names its product metallophosphoesterase domain containing 2a (gene mpped2a). Bases 480 to 1349 code for a protein of 289 amino acids. NCBI's taxonomy places the organism in Eukaryota, Metazoa, Chordata, Actinopteri, Istiophoriformes, Xiphiidae. Gene Ontology annotation, molecular function: hydrolase activity. The transcript is spliced from 7 exons. The record is from RefSeq and is a predicted model, not a curated record.
UCAGUCUCUCUCGCCCUCCUCUCCGGCUCUCUCCCCCUCGCUCUCUUGUCUGGUUUCUGUCCACAGGAGCCAGCCGAGGUCCCGCCGGGUCGAAGGUUCUGCCCCUACACGCCCAGAGUGCCGCAACCCCCGGACGACCGCGUACGAACCUGCCCGCUGCCCUACUGCUGCCGCAUGGACCCGCGUCUCUCCGCCGCCGCCGCCGCCGCCGCGUAGAGGGCGACCCCGACCCGACACUCUUUCUCCGGCCCGAUAAAAAAACGCACAAAAACCCCCCCACACGACGAAGACUGCAGCGUGUCGUGGUCAAGUCGGUCGGCUGGGUCGCUGCUGCUGCUGCCGCUGCUCCUGCCGCUGCUCCUGCCGCUGCUCCUGGGAGACUUCCUGGGCUUCUUGAGCGGCUCUGAAGGAUGACUGCUGCACGGCUCGCUGCUGAAUCCCGGUGAACGAACGGCGUCUCAUGUCCAAACGGCGGAAGGAUGGCUCAUGGCAAAGUGACCAUCACGGUGGACGAGUACAGCUCCAACCCCACACAGGCCUUCACACACUACAACAUCAACCAGAGCCGCUUCCAACCUCCCCACGUCCACAUGGUGGAUCCCAUUCCGUAUGACACUCCCAAGCCAGCGGGACACACCAGGUUCGUGUGUGUGUCUGACACACACUCGCGUACAGACGGCAUCCAGAUGCCCUACGGCGAUGUGCUCUUGCACAUGGGCGACUUCACCGAGCUGGGCUUGCCCUCCGAGGUUAAGAAGUUCAACGACUGGCUAGGUGGCCUUCCAUAUGAAUUUAAAGUGGUGAUCGCCGGGAACCACGAGCUAACCUUUGAUAAGGACUUUAUGGCUGAGCUGGUCAAGCAGGAUUAUUACCGAUUCCCCUCAGUCUCCAAACUCAAACCAGAGGACUUUGACAAUGUCCAGUCGCUCCUCACAAACUGUGUGUACCUGCAGGACUCGGACGUCACCAUAAAGGGAUUCCGGAUAUACGGGACGCCAUGGACUCCGUGGUUUAACGGCUGGGGGUUCAACCUGCCUCGGGGCCAGUCUCUGCUGGAUAAAUGGAACCUCGUCCCCGAAGGCAUCGACAUCCUGAUGACCCACGGACCUCCUCUCGGUUUUCGAGACUGGGUCCCUAAAGAGCUGCAGCGGGUCGGCUGUGUGGAGCUGCUCAACACGGUCCAGAAGAGGGUGCGACCCAAACUUCACGCCUUUGGAGGCAUACAUGAAGGCUAUGGGAUCAUGACAGACGGCUACACGACGUUCAUCAACGCGUCGACCUGCACCGUCAGCUUCCAGCCCACCAACCCCCCCAUCGUGUUUGACCUGCCCAACCCCUCCAGCUCCUGAGACCAGAGGACGAGGGGGGUGGGGAGGGUCACGGGCAGGAUAAACUACUCUUUUUUUUCUAUAAAUAUGUCGAGUUUAAAAAAAAAAAAAAAAAAAAAUUCUAAGUGUUUCUUUGCAAACUUUUGGUCUUCUCUAAGCUGUUGUUGAGGUUGAGAAGAUUCGGAGAAGGGCGGCGGAGGGAGUUUGUCUGGGAGGGUUAAAGGAGAAUAUCGGUGUUUUGGGUUUUUUUUUUUAAAGUUCAUGCCAACAGUGCUGGUUUCCCUCCCAGAGUUUUGUUUCUCUGCAUGCAGUCAGAAUAAAUGCAGACAUCAGGGCUCUGUUUUCCUCCAGAAGAACAAGAAUGUGUUCCAGCGUUGUUCAGUGAGGAAAAACAACUUCCCACAAAGAGCGAGAUUAUCCAUGAAGGAGCAAAAAGAGUGGAGCGUUUUUAUGUCAGCGCUACGUCAUGUCACAUUUGGCUUCCUGUCAGUCACCCGACAGCCACGAGAAGAAAUGGAAACCUCAUCCAGGAAAUAAUCCCUCAAAAAUACGUUGCCUUAGAGCAGAGCACCAGACGAGAGCAUUUUUUUUUUCUUUAUCGUGAAAGGUUUUGGUUUUUUUUGUUUGUUUUUUUUUCAACAUAAUGAGACAACAGAACAGUAAUUUUUUUUUUGGCCAAAGGAAAAUACUAUUUGGUGAUCCUGAAUUGAUUUUUAUUUUUUUUAUUUUUUUUGUGAUCACAAAAUAACUAUUUCAUGAUCACAGGAAAACAAAACGUGAAGAUCAUUUACACGCUUGUCCUCUCUGGCCUUUCAUACCACCUCUCCGUCACGUCUGCGCGUCUUUAGUCUGUGUUUUUGUCAGCUGACAGCAGUUAGUUUGGACAGUUUGUAUUUUAAAAAGUAACAACAAAAAGAAGAAGUGUUAUAAUCUGGAUAGUUACAACAUGGGAUGCAAAAUGAAUUUGGAGGGAAUGUUCAAAUGAGCUACGAGUCUAAUAGACACCGGUAUUCUCCUUUUCAGAGGGAUUCUGUGGUUAAACAAUCUUGCUCUUGAUAAAUAUUGGACAGAUCUGUAAGAUAAAUGAUGCUUUGUGAAUUUGUAUAAUUUCUUUGUUUGGUUUGCAUUGGCCGGACAAUGGAUGCCAUUGUUUUAUGUUGUAUCAUCAGAUAUUCCGCGAGUAGGUUUUCUGUUUUCUUUUCGUUUUUUUUUUUUUUUUUUUUUUUUUUUUUUGUUUGUUUGUUUGUUUUUGUUUGUUCGUUUGUUUUUCUCGUCAGUUCCUCUUUUCAUAUUCGCUGACAGGGACGCUGCCUUAAACUAGCUUUAAUGUUCUCGGCUAGAGCCCCACUCUCUGCGAGCUCAGAGAAAAGUCUUUAUUUAUUACCCAUCAUCCCCCGCAAAAAAACCAGACCUGACUAACGCAGGGACAGAAAGCUGUCGAAUUACAGCCCGUAAAAUUUACUUUGUAAACAUCGCAUUAUGGAUUUCUGAUCUAAUUUGGAAAAUGUAUGUAUAAAAUAUAUAUAUUAUAUAUUCAUGUUGUAAAACAUCCGUACUAAAAGUUGUGUUUGACGAAAAAAGAAAAUCUGGUGCAUUUUUUUUUUUUUCCUGUAUGCACCUGUAUGACUGACAUGUUUCUUCAAGGCUCCCAUCAGGCGCUCUCCAGAGGUUUCUUUAAUGUUUUUUGUAUCGACUCUCCCAGUAGGGUAGACAUUCAUCUUGGAUGAGAGAGGAAAAAUUUGUCAGAGUCACAAUCCAACAGGUGCUGCUUGUUCCCAACAACACACCUGCCUAAACAUUGUUAAGUUGUCCUUUAAAGUGUAAAUCUGAUAGUAUUUGUGUUUUAUUGCUUUUUUUUUUUUUUUCUAAUUUUGCACUGUGUGUAAAUGCAAUCUUGCUAGCACAAAAAAAAAUGUUGCCAAUAGUUGUCUCAACUUUGCCGCUGUAAAUGCUCUUUUCGUGCUCUGUUCCUCUCUCGCUCUCUGAUUGUAUCCCUCUUCAUGGAAAAUGUUAGUUCUCUCUUUCAGUUCAUUGUGAUAUAUUUAGCUGCCUUUAUAUGCAAAUAAAAUUGCAAGAUUUUUACUUAUCAA